CAAUGGUGUUUUCCAUGUUGUUGAGCUUGGCCAUGCUGGGUUUUCUGCUUUAUUUGUUCUUGACAUUGGUAUUCUCUUGCUGGAUUAUUCCCAUUGGAGCUUACCGCAGGAUAAAGAAGAAUGGGUUUGUGGGUCCAACUCCAAGCUUUCCCGUGGGAAAUAUUAGAGAGAUGAGAAAUAAUAGUACGGAUCGUGUUGAACUUGGAUCCUCUGCUAUUUCACAUGAUAUACACCGCACUGUGUUUCCUUACUUUGCUCGUUGGCAGAAAUCAUAUGGAAAAUUGUUUAUUUAUUGGCUGGGGACGGAGCCAUUUUUGUACGUGGGAGAGGCAGAGUUCCUGAGAAAAAUGUCAUCGGGAGUGUUGGGAAAGAGCUGGGGAAAGCCCAGAGUGUUUAAAAAGGAUAGGGAGCCCAUGUUCGGAAGUGGGUUGGUGAUGGUCGAAGGAGAUGACUGGGUUCGUCAUCGCCAUGUUAUUACUCCUGCAUUCUCUCCAUCUAACUUGAAGGCUAUGGCAAGCUUAAUGGUGGAACCGGCAACAAAGAUGCUAGACAGGUGGGCAGCCCUAAUAAACUCUGGCAAACCCGAAAUCGACGUCGAACGAGAGAUCACGACGACGGCGGGGGAAAUCAUUGCAAGGACUAGCUUCGGGUUAAGCUACCAAAACGGGAGCAAAGUGUUCGAAAAAUUAAGAGCCAUGCAAAUCACCCUUUUCAACUCAAACCGUUACGUGGGUGUGCCAUUUAGCAAAUGGAUGUGCCCUAGGAAAAACCUAGAGGCCAAGAGACUCGGCAAAGAGAUCGACCAACUGCUUUUAUCCAUCAUCGACGGUCGAAAGAAUUGUUGGGACGGAUCGUCUCCUCCGAAGGACUUGCUCGGUUUAUUGAUGGACGGCAGCCAUGUCGCUGGCAGGGUCGGGAAGAGCUUGACGGCGAGGGAGCUCGUCGAUGAGUGCAAGACUUUCUUCUUCGGUGGACAUGAAACGACGGCGUUGGCACUCACUUGGACGUUGCUGCUUUUGGCCAUGUAUCCGGAGUGGCAAAACCAAUUGAGGGACGAAAUUAGACAAGUGAUUGGAGAUGACGAGAUCGAUUUCGCCAAGCUUGCUGGCUUAAAGAAGAUGGAAUGUGUGAUGAAGGAAGUGCUAAGACUCUACUCACCGGCACCAAACGCACAAAGGCAAGCGAGAGAAGAUAUCAAAGUGGAUGAUCUGGUUAUUCCUAAUGGAACCAACAUUUGGAUCGACGUUGUGGCCAUGCACCAUGAUCCGGAGAUAUGGGGCGAUGACGUUAACGAGUUCCAACCAGACAGGUUUAAAGACGAUCAUCUAUACGGCGGGUGCAAGCACAAGAUGGGAUUCUUGCCGUUCGGAUUCGGAGGGAGGAUGUGUGUAGGGAGGAAUUUGACAAUGAUGGAGUACAAAGUUGUGUUAACCCUUAUGCUCAAUAGGUUUUCUUUCUCACUUUCACCAAGUUAUAGACAUUCACCUUCUAUUUUGCUUUCCCUAAGGCCUAGAUAUGGACUGCCCCUCCUAGUUCAAACCCUCUAGGC
Molecule: messenger RNA, 1549 nt
Organism: Hibiscus syriacus
Lineage: Eukaryota; Viridiplantae; Streptophyta; Magnoliopsida; Malvales; Malvaceae
Product: cytokinin hydroxylase-like
Exons: 4
Coding region: 3-1547 (514 amino acids)
Molecular function (GO): monooxygenase activity; oxidoreductase activity, acting on paired donors, with incorporation or reduction of molecular oxygen; heme binding
Source: RefSeq, a predicted model, not a curated record